Messenger RNA from Vitis vinifera (wine grape), 3614 nucleotides. RefSeq lists its product as uncharacterized. The transcript has 13 exons. The record is from RefSeq and is a predicted model, not a curated record. The coding region runs from base 2899 to 3534 and encodes 211 amino acids. Gene Ontology annotation, molecular function: zinc ion binding. NCBI's taxonomy places the organism in Eukaryota, Viridiplantae, Streptophyta, Magnoliopsida, Vitales, Vitaceae.
UGAAAAUUCAAAAGAGAAAAACCCUCCGAAUCUAAAACUUAAAGUUAUCAAAUUUGCAAAACACCCGACCCGCUAAACUCUGUCACUUCCUCUCACUUUGCCCUAACCCGAUCUGCAUUCUCAUCAAAGGUGGAAUAUUUUUAACGUUUCUGGAAACCGAAGUGGAGCUUCCUCUUCCUUUGGAUUAAUCGCAGUUGAAGGGGCAAAAUUCUUUUGAUGAAGGGAAUGGAAGGGAAAUUGAGAUUGAAAGAAUUAACUUACAUGAUGCAAUUGGGGAGAAACUAAAGGUGGCUGCAGAGAAGGAGCUUCUCCUUGUUGGACUACAGAUAUAUACGGACUUUGCAGAAGCCAAGAUUCCAGCAUUCAUAGAUUACCUGGGAACUGUUGUUGAGAUGUACAAAGGCCUUAGCGGAAUUGCUGUUUGUGGCACUCCAAAAUAAAGUUCUACACAAAGUAGCUAAGAUAUGAUUGUGGGAUGUUCGCAAUCAAGUACAUGCAACAUUGGAACGGGGCCACACUAGCACAUUCAAUCGUGGAGGACAAGAUGCAUCUAUAUCGAUUGAGGUUGGUCGUGAACUUGCUGACCAACUAGGCAAACAAUGCUAGAGAGAAGGUCAUCAAGGCAUGUCCAAUGUGACGUAUGAGGGUUGUGCCACUUUUGUUAGUUGCAAGUUAUGAAAUACUGAAGGUUGCCUAUAAAAGACAAUGUCAAAGAGAAGCGAAAGACAACGUGUCUGUAUAUAAUCAUGGUUUGCUUUAUUUGUUUGUUAAUAGUGUCUGCCACAGUGCACCAUUUUAUGGUAAUAAAAUCAUGCACACUGGGACAACAGUGGAAACAUUUGUCAUGGAGAAUCUGGUGGGAUUUGUUGAACUUCUAACCAUUCCUUUGUCUUUUAUGCCAUGAUACUCCAUUAACUUUAUUGUUCAUGCUUAUUGUCUUCUGUUUUACAGGAAAGGCUGGGUAGAGCCACAAAUUGGCCUAUGUUAAGUACAACAGCAAGUCUAGGUGUGAUUAAUAGAGGCCACCUGCAACAGGGAAGGUCACUGAUGGCACCUUACUUGCCUCAGAGUGGGGCUGGUGGUGGCGGCAGUCGAUAAUCAGAAGGUGGAGCCCUCUAUGCUAUUGGUCUGGUUCAUGCCAACGAUGCUGAGGGCCUCAAGCAAUUCCUUCGUGAUAGCUUGUGCAUUAGCAAUUUGAGGUGUUUACUGUUAUGGUUAUGGUUAUGGUCCAGAGCAGUGUAAGUAGUGCUUCCUGUGGUGGAACUUUCAGGCGACAAUUGGAAAGCAUAAUUCUUCACAACCAUGAAGACACCAUGAGCAAGACGGGAGCAAUUUUACACUGCGGAAUCGUGGCUGCUGGAGAAAGGGAUGUGAUCAUAAGACAUUCUCAUCAUCACUUAGACUUUAUAAUAUAACUGUUCAUAUUUUGAUUUUUGUUUGUAAAUUUAGGCAUGCCCAAUACCAGAGCUCUCUAAAAACUAUAUAGAUACAUCAUAAAUGGUUUUUUUGGUUGACCAUUUUUACUUUGGGCACCCAUUGCAUACUUCCGAUAUAUUUGGGUUGUGCCCCCUCUUCUGUUAGGUGCUUUUAGAUUAAUUUAUCAGUGUCUACAAAAAAUACAUUGGUAUAUGAAAUUUUGGUUGAGCUAAAGAGGUUACUCCAUGACCUCUUUGCAGGUGCAUAGUUCUAUGAGAUCCAUGCAAUAUGAGAAACUAUUGCCUAGGUUGAAGAACUUGCUUUCUAUUCUGCAUACUAUUUGGCCAAGUACGAUGCGUUUGAAAUUGGCUUUAUAACUACGGACGACUUCACAGAUGCAGACAUAUUGGGAGCAACUUACCCAGCUGUUGCAAAGAGGUUAUAUAAUGAUUGGGUUAAUGGUCCUGCAAUUCCCAUUGUUACUGGUUUGCUUGGAAAGGGUUGGAAAUCUGGUGCAGUUACUACCUUGAGUAGGGGUGGGAGUGAUUUGACAGCCACAUCCAUUGGUAGAGCCUUAGGCUUGCAAGAGAUUCAGUUGAGGAUUUUGAUCUUGGUUUAAGACGUUUCAUCAAGCUUCUAAUGUGAAUGUACCUCUGCUCGUUGACCUGUAGGAUAUGUAAAGCAGAAAGAACUCUGAUGCGUAAGUCAGUAAUAAUUCAAGGCAAAAGGAAAGUUCUGAUGGAAUAAGGAGUAUAUAUUUUGAAUACUAUUGGUUGGUGCAUGUCUUGCAGACAUGUCUUUUGCUUAAUUUCUAGUAAGUUUGGUUGUCCUCAGUAUAACAAUCUCCAAGGCAUGAAAAUUAGUUGAUAUUAUCUAAAAUCUAUAAAAUAUUAGGAUAUAGAUAUUCAGGGGAAAUUGAUAUCAUCUGAUAUUAUCAAAUAGAGAAUUUAACUGUUACUAACUGGAGUGGUGCUACAUGUGAAGUAGAGGAAUAUUGUUUCAAUGAUCAUGUUUGAAUGAGAUGGAGCAUGCCAUUAUCUAAGGAUAUGAUGAUUUGGAGGACAUAAAGUUAACUUUUUUUCCCUGCUAUAAAUUUUCAUUUUUGAACUCUGCCACUAGCUGGUUAAUUAUCAUUGGAAGUCAUCAUUACUUGUUCUAUUGAUGACCUUUGUUGGGCUGCCCAGAGUAUUGUGUUGAAAUGGAAAAUUUUUUAUGUAAGAAGUUGUGGAAGAGGUGGAGUAGCUCUUUCAUUUUCUUGCUGCAACUAAUAUGAGCUUCAAAGACCAACUACCUUUUUAUAUAUGGUGUUCUUACAUGUUAAUAGCCCACUCUUCAAUCAUAUAGUGUUCUGAUUUACUUCCCUUUAAUGUAUUCUACAAUUUUUAUAUGGCUUAUUUGGCAGCUUUGUUACUAAGCACAGAGAGAUGACUCUCUAUCCAUUCUUCAUAUUCUAUAGACUUCUUGUAAACCUGCCUAAACAAUAUGGUUAUGCUUACGCAUACAGGAAAUGGUGAUCGGUCUAUUCCAGAAGGAGAUAGCUUGAAAGGAAACAACCCUUCUGAGGGCAACAAAUGCAAUGACACUGCCUCCCAGAAGUCCUGUCAAAUAAUUGUGGACUGGAGAGAGUUCAGAGCAGCUCUCUUUGCUCGGGAACAGGCAGAAAAGGCAGAUCCUGAGGCUCACAGCCAAGGUGGAACACCCCAAGAGCCUAAACCUCUAGGCCUGAAAUGGGCCCAUCCUUUUCCAGUACCCGAGACUGGCUGUGUCAUUGUAGCCACAGAGAAGCUUGAUGGGGUACGCUCCUUUGAAAGAACCGUUGUUCUCCUUCUCAGAUCUGGAACCAGACACCCACAGCAGGGGCCAUUUGGAGUUGUCAUUAACCGACCUCUUCACAAAAAGAUCAAUUACAUGAAGCCCACUAAUCUGGAGUUGGCAACCACUUUUGCUGAUUGUUCCUUGCAUUUUGGUGGUCCUGUAGAGGCAAGCAUGUUUUUACUAAAAACAGGGGAAAACCCAAAACUUCCUGGUUUUAAAAUAAUACUUAUAAUUAAGAAUCUCUUUGUCACAUCUGAAUUGAGUCAUGAAUAUGUCAGAUUUCUCAGUUCCAAUGAAGUCUAGGCACCAUCAGAGAAGAACCCUUCGUGUAAAACCUUAAUGGGAAGCUAUAAAUGUAAUGAGAAGGCCUGAAUGUUAUUUGA